This is a messenger RNA of Nerophis lumbriciformis (worm pipefish), 3016 nucleotides long. It is a transcript of the gene arhgef33, whose product is annotated as Rho guanine nucleotide exchange factor (GEF) 33. NCBI's taxonomy places the organism in Eukaryota, Metazoa, Chordata, Actinopteri, Syngnathiformes, Syngnathidae. Gene Ontology annotation, molecular function: guanyl-nucleotide exchange factor activity. The record is from RefSeq and is a predicted model, not a curated record.
UGGCGUCCGCGUAUAUUUAAUUCAAAGUGUGGUUAACGUUUGGAAUUUAUUUUUAAAGAAUGGUCAGUUGGAUAAAAGUAUGGCCAUUUGUAACGUCUGGAAAGCAGCGAUACAGUAGUGGUUGUACGAGACUAAUCUGAGCAGCCACCUGUUGUGACGUCAUGAAAACACUCAAGGCGGCGAUGAGGGAGCUAGGAUGCUAAUGCUAGCAGAACUAGCAACGGGCAAGACAAGGACACAGAUUGAGGGAAGUCCUGAGUUGGCCUUCAGCCUUUAGGAUAAAGCCUGGCCGGAUGGAUUGCAUCACCCCAGCAAGAACGAGCCUCCUGCGUCUGGGCCAGGGCAAGAAGGGGAUAUGCAAGCUGUGUGGUCGGUUUUGGAAAAGUCACGGUGUUGCUGUUGACAGGCGUUCUCCACAGACUAUGGCGCCAGACUGACAGGAAGGACGCGCAGCACCGAGGACGCAAGCCACAUCCUCUGAAGUGGACCGAAAACAAACAUGGAGGAAGGCGGUCAGAGACAAGAACAGGACCACUCGGAAAACAAAAUAGAUAAAGAAGACACUGUGGAGGAGGCUAACCUGGAUGUAGCUCAGCUGCAGGGCCUGGUGGCGGAGCUGCGUGAGGGGCUCUGUGACUCCCUGGCCGAGCAGGGCGAGCUGCAUCAGAGGGACCACAGACUGGAGGAGAAGCUGCGGGCCCACCAGACAGACGUGGAUGAUAGGAUUAUGGGCCUGAAGAACUCGCUCAACACUUUCGAGGAGGAGCUGAGUGCUGCCUUGUUCCACAUCCAGGAUAUGUCCAGCAAACAGAGAGAGGUGAUCCAGCAGGUGGAACAGCUGAACUUAACUGUCCUUCACAGGAAGAGCUCCAACCCUGACGUGCGGACAUCACCAAAAGACGACCGCCUCGGCCAAUCGGACCUCAGCAUCGGUCAGCGCUACUUUGUCGAGUCGCCACAGAGGAGCGCGUCGACGCAGACACCCACUUUGGCCAAAAGUCCAGCGUGGGCGGAAGCGUGGGACUGCAGAGAGGACACGGACACGUCUGACAUUGUGAAUGAAAAAAGUCUGAGGCAGAAGGCCGCCUUGGAGCUCCUGGAGUCAGAGAGGAUCUACGUGUCCCACUUGUCUCUCUUACUGAAGGCCAACAUCUCCUUCAACGGGCUGGAGGUACUCGCUGCCAAGGAAAAACGUCCUUUCCCUAGCUCUCUGAGGUUCCUCAUCCAGCAGCACCUGGACCUCCUGCACACCCUCCAGGAGCGCGUCCUCAGGUGCCAGUGGCAAGGCAUCAUGGGAGAUAUAUUCAUGAAGCUCACGAGCAAAGAGAGUGACUUCCUGGACUUGUACGUGUCCUACCUAAAGGAGCUCCCGGACUGCCUGGCCGUCAUCAACAUGCUGGCCUCCAACGGCAACAAGCCAAACUCCUUCCUGGAGAGCGACAUCAUGGGCGACAAACCGAAGCCCUCCUUGCACACUCUGCUCCUCCAACCAGUGCAAAGGAUUCCAGAGUACCUGCUACUGCUGCAGACUUUGCUGAGGCAUACGGUGGCCGACCACCCCGACUACUACCUGCUGCUGGUGUGCAUCCAACAGUUCCGCACCUUCUCCAGCCAGUACCAGCACCUCCUCCAACACAACCAGGAGCUCCUGCUGCACAACCGCAAGGAAGUCAAGAGCAGAUCUUCCAUGAAGCAGCUGCUGAGGACAAUGGAAGGCGGCAUUCAAGGCUCUCCUUACCCUCACAACAGCUCCAUGCUGAACCACGCGAGCCAGACCAAACAAAGCAAGCAGAUCCAGUCCCAACGCUUCCAAGACUGGGACCGGGAUCAGGACCGAGAACCGAGCCGUUAUGAGCCGGAGUGGCCUUCCCAGCUCCAGUACUUCAGUCCUGACGUGGACUCUCGGAAGCAAAAAGGUCUCGGCAUCAUCCCAGAGAGCCAGGUAUCGGGGCGCCCCUCCCAAAAUCUUCCGCCAUCAAGACCGCCAGAGUUCCGUCAGGUCCAACCGGGCUCGGCUCUCGCCGACGCCUUGGAGGAGUUCCUGCUCCCCGCGGACCCUCCCGGGACGAAAGGUCUGUACGAGGACGACACAAGCUCCCUUCGCGACGCGUCCGGGUUCGACCGCUGCUCCUCGGCCUCCUCCGACUCGUCCAUCGACAUCGCCUUCGUCAGGUGUCCCAAGUCCCCGUUUACGCCGUCGCAGCACGCCAUGGCCACCAACGCGUACGGCAACGGAUACGGCCGACCCCCCAACAGAGGGUGCGUGUCGCCGGACGAGGCCAUCCUGAUGCGGCACAACCACCUGCGCCCGCUUCAGGCCAGCCAGCGCAGAAAAAGCAAGUCUUUGAACGGCCUGCAGAUGGACGGCGUGGCAACGGACGGAGGUCUGCCGUCAGAGCAGAGGGCGGGAGCGGGCAGCCACGCCAAGCUGGAGCGCCAAGGCAGCAAAGGCAGCACGCCAUCCAGGAAGAUCCACGGUUCCCCGGGGAACAGGAAGGACGGCGCCGAGAAGCCAAGCGAGGAUCUUCACGGGCUGCUGGACACGGGGAUGCAGCACUGGGGGGAGGAGCCCAGGUGGCUGGGCGGGGCUGAGGAGAACCACCACACCCCCUUGAGUGAGAGGAGCCGCAAGCAGGACAAGGGAGGCUUCAGGAGCUCCUUCAAGAAACUCUUCAAGAAAAAAGGCGGAGAAGACAAGAAGGACAAAGCGGCAGAAAAUCCCAACAGUGAAAACGAGGCGGGGAAAAAUCUCAAACUGGUUGACGUGGAUCGAGGUACUGCAGUGUGAGGAGCAGACAUCACAAAUAUAUGAUAACUAAUCAUCAUUACUGCUGUAUAGAAGAUAUUUUGUCUAUUUACACAACUCAAACAAUUAAUAUCUUCUACUGACUUUGGAUUUGUUAGCAUUUAUUUUACAAUAGUUCAUCUAAAAAUUAUAUACUAUGCAAUAACCGCUAGAGAGCGCAGUUUGAGUUAAACGUACCUGUAUGUAAACAUCCAGCUUUAUUUGCAUGGA